This is a messenger RNA of Equus caballus (horse), 5469 nucleotides long. The record is from RefSeq and is a predicted model, not a curated record. NCBI's taxonomy places the organism in Eukaryota, Metazoa, Chordata, Mammalia, Perissodactyla, Equidae.
UAGCUAAAGCUGGAGUCCGGUAACUGAGUGAUUUCUAGAAGCAGUUAAAUCUAGCAUACCGGAACUAUCCAACGUUGCUAUCGAUACUGUUCUUUAAGAUCUCAAGAACUUGUUCCAGCAUUUGAUAUUCCUUCCCAAAGUCCUAGAAGUCUUUGUUUCUAACUUGGAUUUUUCUUAUUCCAAUUGAGGGCUAUUUCUUUAGUCCUUAGUCUUUCAUUAUAAUUUAAAAUCAUAAUUUAGAUCUGAAAGGGCCUUUAAAGAACAUGUUGUAAUUUUAUCCUUUUUCAGGUUAUGAUACUGAGGCUUAGAAAAGUUAUAUGAUUUGCCUGAGAAUAGACAGCUAUUGUGUAACAGAGUCCUUUUUUAAAUUAAAUAGCGAAUGAAGUUAGUCUGACUGAAAUACAAAUACAUAGUCCCUUCCAGAAUACUCCCGCAUCUUUGGACACUGACAGUGGCAUAGCUGUUCUCAGCACUAAUUCUGGAGGCUGAGUUGACAUCCCAGCUCAGCUCUAGCUGCCCUCGUGCACUCCCCAUUCCUGUGUCAGGUGCCAAACCCAAGAAAUUUUACAAGAAAAAGAACAAGUAAUGAUUCCCCUGCCCAUCCAACCAAAGGUUAGUUUACCAAAAUACAAGGGAAGAUCUAAAAGGGUUAAUAAAGCUGCUCUAGCGAGCAGCCCCAGAAAGAAAAAGAGAACAAAACAUAACAAAAUCUUUUUUAGGGAAAAGUUAGGAUAAAAUCAUUCAUAUAAGUUAUAAAUGUCUGAUGACAGGGCAGGGAUAGUUCCCUUCCUGGUGCCCUUGAAUUCUCAAAGAAAAUAAAUCCUUGCCUAAAAUAUAGGUCCUCUCACUGAUAGAAUUUAAUCUGUGCAUUAGUCUAAUAUGCACCAUUCUAAUAAUUGUUAAUAACCAUUACCUUAAACGAUUGUAAUGAAAGUCUAAUAAUGGAAUUUUAGGCAUCAGAGCACAGAAGAUGGAAUCUGGGGUCAGGAAAAGAAUGCUCACAACUUGGAAAUCAUAUCACACAGGUGCUCACUAAUUUACCUGCCUCUGAAAGGGGAAUUUUUAUUUUAGGUUCUCUACCAGGUGAAUUUUAGUUCCCUAGAUGAGCUUGCAAGAUGGUAAUUCAUGGGGUUAGUGUCUCUUUAUCACAAAGGGAAAGGUACUCUUCCCCAAAUUGUUUUCAGAAGUGGCAGCUGCGUCAGGAGGGCCAGCCUGAAGGUCUGACUCCGUUGGAAGCUCCAAUCCCUGCUGGAAGCUGGGGGGUAGUGUCGGAAGACCCAAACUCAAGUGUCAGCUCUGUCACUUUCUCUGUAGUUUUAGAGGAGUUACUUAGACUCUCUGAACCUUAGGCAACUUAUCUGUAACAAGAAGAUGUGCUAUUUGUCCUACUUAACUCACGAGUGAGUUGUAAGGGUUUAUCAGUCUGUUUCGCCAGCUUCCAGUGAGUCCCUUCUAGGUGUGUGAACUGCACUGAGCCCAGGGGAUGCCAAGGUGGGUAAGACAUGGUUUCUGUACUUGAAGAGCUCACAGACCAGCACAAGGAGGACUUAGUAAAUGUGAAAAGGCUUGGUAAGUUUUAAAGUGAGUAUCAGUCACCAUCAACAGGAACAAGAACAACAGUUUAGUAUUUGAACAACCAAGUAAAUGGUUUCUGUGUUUUUUAGGGAGAACAUGUGCACCGAGCUCAUUCCUGCAACGAAUUGUGUCUGUUUCUCUUCUCACACUUUUAUGUCUCUUGAUUCAAAAUCACUAUGGUUGAUUGCCUCCCAGUCUCCCCUGGUUGUAAGCUUUCAGCUUGUUCUCUCCAGUUGGGAAGGAGGCUACAACUUACAGUGUCAGGAUCUUGCCAGUGCGGGCGAAGCUGAUAUCCGGGUGGCCAAGGUGCUGUGGUGGUACUACUUCUCCAAAUUAAUAGAGUUCCUGGACACAAUUUUCUUUGUUUUGCGGAAAAAAACCAGUCAGAUUACUUUUCUUCAUGUAUACCAUCAUGCGUCGAUGUUCAACAUCUGGUGGUGUGUUCUGAACUGGAUACCUUGUGGACAAAGUUUCUUUGGACCCACACUGAACAGUUUUAUCCACAUUCUCAUGUACUCCUACUAUGGGCUGUCUGUGUUUCCGUCUAUGCACAAGUACCUUUGGUGGAAGAAAUAUCUCACGCAGGCUCAGCUGGUGCAGUUUGUGCUCACCAUUACGCAUACCAUGAGUGCUGUCGUGAAACCGUGUGGCUUCCCCUUCGGCUGUCUCAUCUUCCAGUCUUCGUACAUGCUUACAUUAGUCAUCCUAUUCUUAAAUUUUUAUGUUCAGACAUACCGAAAAAAGCCAGUGAAGAAAGACAUGGAGGAUCCACCUGCAGGGAAAGAAGUGAAGAAUGGUUUUUCCAAAGCCUACUUGACCGCAGCGAACGGAGUGAUCGGCAAGAAGGCACAGUAACGUCGAGGGGCAGACAAAGCAUACAUAAUAGCCUAACAGAUUCGCUUGUUUUAAAGCAAAGACUGAAUUCAAAGUUAUAUAUGUUUUGACAUAAACUAAUUUCUUUUGAGUUUAUAAAUCAUUUGUACCCAAAUGUGUUAAUAUAUUGCUGUUAGGUUAAUCUGUUAACGGAAUGCUUCCAUCAGCAUUGAGGUGAGGCUGAGCUCUGUAGACCUCAGAAUCGGUGCCACUUCUCAUCCUCCCCUCUCGGUGGGACUGAACCCCUCCCCAGAAACGUCCUCGUAACGCCUUAUACACAGACAAAGCCGGGAGACAGGGAACAGUGUUCUUCACAGCAAGUCUGCAAAUAAAAAGUUAGGGUUUUGUUCAGAUUAAAAUGUUUAAAACAAAAUGUUAAUUGUCUUCUAAAUACAGGGUAUGUUCUAAUCUAUAUUAAGCAAUAAUUGUCAGUGCAUAAAGUAAUCAGCCCAUUUGUUCCUUUAAGAAUCAACCCCAGGAAAUAUUGACAUGGGAUCAUAAAUGGGAAAUCCAGCAACUUUUCUCUCUUAAGUUAGAGUCUGUCAAAUUCCCACAACUGCUCUUAAUUCUCAACUUAAUGAUAUGGUAAUGAAAUUUGUAUUGUUUUUUAUUUUGAAGAUUCGUUUUUUUAGGAAGAAAAAAAAUAUUCUGUCAAACCCUCAUAGCUCAGGGGCUUUGGGUAGGAGUUCUCCGUUUUAAUUUGGUGUCCUUAAUUAUUCACAUAUUCAUGCCUACCUCUCCUGUUAAGUUCCCCUGGGUUAGGAUAUAGACAGACACAACGCUCAGUAUUACAAGCAGGAUCUAAAUCUGGAUGCCCAUUUCCUUUCUGAACAGGAACUCAAGCCCAGUCUUCCCUUUUCCUUAGAAUGAUAUAUCCCUGGAAUAUUUAUAAAUCAGAAUUAACAGAGCAACGGGGGCGCAAAAUAGACAUUGAAUUUGUCAACUAUUUCUCGUGAGCCUAUUUGUGAAUAUUCUCCCCAAAUACCGGCUAUCACUUUGCAGGUCAAGUUUUUGAAAGUAGGAAGAAAAAGAUGGAGGACUAUGGAAAGAUCCCAGCAGUGAGCCAUGGCUGGUAACGAGCCACGGUGAAAAGUCGUUUGGCAAACCCAGCACGUCCUUCCCCCGCUGGGGUACUGCGAUCUCUGCUGAGACCCCAGCACAAGAGCAAAGGAAGGUGUUAAUGAAUAUUGUCUUUCUCCCUCAGUGGAGGACUGUUAUUUACUAUUAAACUGUACCAAGAAUGGAAACUAUUUUCUGAAGAUUUGAUACCCUAUAAAAUUGUUAUUUCUACCUGAUAAAACAAGACUUGCCAAUUUUGACACUUUAUUCUUUCCUACCUUUUUAAAAUAAGUUUUUAGGUCUUAACAUUGACAUCAAAUGCUUAAGUGCCGGAAAGGCGCUUUCACAUUGCCCCAACACAUUACGGUCCAUUUGGGGCACCGUUCUGUCCUUUUUUUUUUUUGCCAUUUUUUUUCCCUGAGCUCUUUUUUCCCUGAGCUUUUAAAUUAUUUUUCCUGUUUUUUUUUUUUUUAAAAAAACGCUGACUUUUGUACUGACAUUGUACUGACUCUGCUAACUUCUCUUUCCUGUCAACUCCCCUCUCAGGAUUCUGGCCCCUUUCCAAAAGGUGAGCGAUCCUAGUCUAGCCCUCCUGGUGACUGUGCUGUGUCCUCUGACGUCCCCUUCCCUGCCAGCUGCUCCAUCUCCAUUGCACAGACAUCUUCUGUCUGAUGCCCACUUGCUCUUGGAUUGAUUCCUCUAGUUUUCUAAAACUGAUUUGCUCUAGGGUGCUUAACCCCCACUUCCAUCCCAUUACAACUGUGUGUUGUGAGGACUGUCUCCCAGAAACUCACUGUAAAAUAAGGGCUAGCUUGGAGUCUCACUGUUGUUGCUCCUCUAUGACAGAACACAAGCUGGGCUAAGGAGAAGCCCCUUUGGAGCAACUGGACUCCAGUUCAGUUUUAGGUCUCAAACAUGGGCUAAAAUCUGUUAUCCUAGUUGGUUCCAGGUAAAAAUGAGACUCGGACAUCCCUGGUCCUUCACUGUAUUCAGCUUAUUCUUAAUUGUCAGUGGGGCACUCCAGUCUCGCCACUCGGCAGCACUGCUGCGGUUCUGGAUGCCCUCCUGGGCUUCAUGUCUGCGAGCAGCCAGGGAUGCCAUCAUUCAGAGUGACAGGGUCACGCAGCUCUAAGUCAAGGCAGCUUGAAACUUCUCAGAUCAAAGGGGAAAACUCGGGUAGUUUACACUGUCAAGCUCAGUUUAGUUAGAGGUUCCAGGAUGCUUAUUUCCAAUUUGGUCUUUAAUUCUAGAGGAGCUUAAUAAAACACUUAUAGCCUUAAACCAUUCAAGGGCUGGUAAAAAUACACAGAACUAUCUUAGCCACAAUAUUUGAAUCAAGUGAAUAUUUUAAGCUGUCAUUAAGUGUUGCAACUUUAAAAAAACAAAAUGUUUACUUUGUGAUUUUCCUAAAACAAACUCUAGAAAAAAAAAUGUGUAUAAUCUGUUAUGGCAAAUGUUUUUUCCCAAAUAAAUGUCCUCUUACUCAUAGGAAUGAAAACACUUAAAUGAAUAUUGUAAGCAUAUCUGUUAAUAAUUCCCACAAUUUUUUAAACUAACAAAAUAAUAGAAUAUUUACUUAAUAGAAUUAAACAAAUUUUCAACCCAUCAAAAUUAUAUAUUAAACUAUUUAGGCAUAUCGGGGGAUAAAGACCUCCCCACCCCCAUCAGAAAGGGAUUUCUUAUUUUUAAGGCAAAAUGGUAUUUACUGUGAUGGGCAGAACAGCACUUUGUGUGUAAGAGAACAUUCUAGUUCUUUCCAAUAUCAUUUUAUGCUGUUCCUGGGGGCUUAUUUGGAAAAUAAGGAUAUCACUUUUUUGGUUUUCCUUUGAAAGAACUUACAUCUUAAGAACAUGGUAUCAUGACUGGGGUGGCGAGGGAGGCAGGGAAAGCCAUUUUUCUUUGUAGAUAAAAAGCAUUCUGUGUGAUUGUUGUAUAAUAAAUUGAUUUUUACACUAAAGUAAA